Messenger RNA from Hypanus sabinus (Atlantic stingray), 4445 nucleotides. Its product is annotated as NACHT, LRR and PYD domains-containing protein 12-like. Bases 765 to 3773 code for a protein of 1002 amino acids. NCBI's taxonomy places the organism in Eukaryota, Metazoa, Chordata, Chondrichthyes, Myliobatiformes, Dasyatidae. Gene Ontology annotation, cellular component: cytoplasm. The record is from RefSeq and is a predicted model, not a curated record. Gene Ontology annotation, molecular function: protein binding. The transcript is spliced from 15 exons.
AUCGCGCAUGCUCAGUACGGAAGGGCGGUGUUUUUCGUUCUUUGUUGAAGCGGGUCGGCGGUGGAUCGGGAUCGGGAGGGGGUCCUCACCCUCGCCCCUUGGGGCAGGGAGCCGGGGACGGAUUAUUCUCUGCGGGGCGACACCAAGAAUUUCCUUUCGAGACUGGACGGACGUUUAUAAGAUUACGAGAGGGACAGAGUGGAUAGACGUGUGGUCGGCAGAGAGACAGGCUACAGUGGGAUCUGGCGCAGCUGCAAAUACUGAGCUGCAAAUUGCAGAUGCAGCAGAGAAGCCGCUCCCCGCUCCGAGGAAUGCCUGCGUGUCAGAAUUUGCCCUGCAGACAGGCAGCAGCUUGCAUACAGAAAAUUGCACUGUGAGUCUCACAGAGCAGCAACAUCGGCCCCUCCCCCAUAGUUACUAAAUGGCCCUCGUCUGAUGGUCUGGUGUAAAAUUAGAAGAAAACGACUUGAAAAUAUACCCACAGGGAGACUAAACGUUCUUAGUGAAUUAAGUUAGACCUGCGGUGAGAGAUUUAUUGGAAUAAAAGCCGACAGCUGGAAAGCCACGAAUGAGAACGAGGGAACAGCGACAAGCGAACCAGCCCAAGGACUGAGAGUACCAACUGAAGAGAACCCUCUGACUCAGAGUUUCCAUUGAUUCAGUCAGGAGAACGUUUGAGCCUCACCAGCAGGUGGAGCUGUCCUGCAGAGCGACCAAAGUGUAAACAAGACGACGACAAUCAACAAUCGUCAGUCAGAAUCAGAAUGGACAAAGAGCCAGAGUUUAUAAUCUCCGACCUCCUGGCACAAGGGGAGGAAUAUCGACUGUACCAACUGACAAAGUUCUACAGGGACAGACUCAAACAAGCAAUUGAAGAAAAGGUUGAGAGACUGGGUUGGAUGUUGACAAAGGAGGGACAUUUCAGUAGAGAAGAAAAUGAGAAAGUCACUGAGCUGAUAGAGAAGGGAAACCGGGCAGAGAGUUCCAGACUCUUCCUCAGUCUGGUGAAUGGCAAAGGCUCCCGGGCCCGGAGGGCGAUGUGGGAAUCCUUUCUGAUGUGGAGGACUGAGUUACCGAAGUUGGACAGAAUACUGAGGGAAAUACAGGAACUCGGUCCUGAUCCAGAGGAAUACAUGAACAUUGGCCAAGGUUUAUCUGAAUUACCCACUCAGCUGAUAGAUGUUCAACAGAAACACAAGGAGACUCUGCGGACACGAACUGAAACACUGAGAGUGAACACGAUCCUGAUGACGGAGAAGGUGAAGGUUUUCCAACUGGCUGAUCGAUACGCUGAGCUCACGGUCAUUUCUACUGUUCGAGAUCGGACACUGGUGGAACAUGAGCUGCUGGCAAGAGGCAGAGACCAUGAGGAUUAUAGAGUGAAACAACUCCGCAGACAGCUGGAAAAAAUCUGUACUGAUCAGUUAUUCCAGAGCAGCUUUUCCCGGAGUAAAUCCAAAUCUGGGAGCUCAGCAGCAGUGGCCGGAGUCCCGGGGAUCGGGAAAACAACGAUGGUACAAAAGAUUGUUUAUGACUGGGCCAUGGGGAAAAUAUACCAACAGUUCCAGUUUGUCUUCAGUUUCAAAUUCCGAGAUUUAAACACCAUUAAUUGCAGAAUAAACCUGAGGGAACUGAUUCUGGAUCAGUAUCCUUACUUUGGGAAGUUCCUGAGAGAAGUCUGGAAGAACCCAGAGGGACUGCUGUUUAUAUUUGAUGGUUUGGACGAAUUCAAACACAAAAUCGAUUUUGCGGACAGUCGGAGAGACACAGAACCAAAGCACCAGUGCCCAGAUCCCGAGUGGUGGUGUGAAGUGUCUGACAUUGUGUACAGUUUAAUCCAGGGCAAGCUGCUCCCGGGGUGUUCAGUGCUGGUGACCACCCGCCCCACUGCGUUACAUUUAUUGGAAAAGGCGAAUAUCAGUGUCCGGGCUGAAAUCCUGGGAUUUGGUGAUGAGGAACGGAAGGAAUAUUUCAUCAGACAUUUUGAAGAUCAGACGGUGGCGGAAGCUGUUUUCAAUUAUGUGAAGGAGAACGAGAUCCUGUACACCAUGAGCUACAACCCCUCCUACUGCUGGAUCCUCGCUCUCGCAGUGGGCCCCUUCUUCACAAAAAGAGACAGGGACCCACAGCAAGUCCCGAAGACAAUUACCCAGCUAUAUUCCUACUAUAUUUAUAACAUCCUGAAAAACCACGGCCGUGAGAUUGAGCGACCCCGUGAUGUGUUACUCAGGGUUGGUCAGAUGGCCUUCAGAGGAGUGUCCGAGAAGAAGAUUGUGUUUACAGAUGGAGAUUUGAUCAAGUACAAUCUUCAGCCUUCCCAGUUCCUGUCCGGGUUCCUGAUGGAGCUUUUGGAGAGAGAGGAUUCUGCCUGCAGCGUGGUGUACACAUUCCCACACCUCACCAUCCAAGAGUUUGUAGCUGCAGUCGCACAAUUCCUAACUAUACAUCCAGAGGAAAUCCUGAAAUUCCUUACUGAUGCCCACAACAGGAGAGAUGGACUAUUUGAGGUAUUUCUCCGUUUUUUUGCUGGUCUCUCCUCCCCAAUGACAGCUCGGGGCCUGGUGGAGUUUUUGGGUCCAUUUCCUCAUGUAACAACCUGCCGGGUGAUUGACUGGGUGAAGGAGGCGGUUAAACGACAGAGUGGAAACACGGAGAGUGAAGCUGGUAAAAGGAGCCUCCUGAACACAUUGCACUACCUGUUUGAGUCUCAGAAUCGUGGACUGGCUCAGGAAACACUGGGAUCUGUGAAAACACUUUCAUUCCGUGGAAUGACACUGACCCCGAUUGACUGCGCGGUCCUGUCUCAUGUCAUCGGGUUCUGUGAUACAAUAAAACACCUCAACCUGCAGGACUGCCACAUUCAGUGUGAAGGAAUCCACCGGCUGGGACCCAGGCUGCACAAGUGCCAGGAGUUGAGACUGAACAAUAAUAAACUGGGGGAUUCAGGAGUGAAACUGGUGUCUGCGGCUCUGAGGAACCCGGAGUGUAAAAUACAGACACUGUGGCUGAUGAAUGUCGGUCUCACAGAUUCUGGUGCCGAGGAUCUCGUCUCCGCUCUCAGUACAAACCCAUCACUGACGGAUCUGGACCUGAGUGGUAAUGAACUGGGGGAUUCAGGAGUGAAACUGGUGUCCGCGGCUCUGAGGAACCCGGAGUGUAAAAUACAGAGACUGUGGCUGAGGUAUGUCGGUCUCACAGAUUCUGGUGCCGAGGAUCUCGUCUCCGCUCUCAGUACAAACCCAUCACUGACGGAGCUGAACCUGAGUGGUAAUAAACUGGGAGAUUCAGGAGUGAAACUGGUGUCUGCGGCUCUGAGGAACCUGGAGUGUAAAAUACAGAGACUGUGGCUGAGCGGUGUCGGUCUCACAGAUUCUGGUGCCGAGGAUCUCGUCUCCGCUCUCAGUACAAACCCAUCACUGACGGAUCUGGACCUGAGUGGUAAUAAACUGCGGGAUUCAGGAGUGAAACUGGUGUCUGCGGCUCUGAGGAACCCGGAGUGUAAAAUACAGAAACUGUGGCUGGACAAUGUCGGUCUCACAGAUUCUGGUGCCGAGGAUCUCGUCUCCACUCUCAGUACAAAACCAUCACUGACGUGGCUGGACCUGGGAUACAACUCUCUGACAGACCGAUCUGUCCCCGCUCUCCGCCGCCUCAUACUGACCCUCCCAAGUCUGGAGCUGAUUGAGCUGUGGGGGAAUCGGUUCAGUGAGACCGGGGAGAAGGAACUGAGAUCUCUACAGGGACCCAGACCCGGACUGAGAGUGAUCCUGUGAACAUCUGAAUGUGUGAACAUCCCCGCCCGCGGGAUGGGGACAUUUGGCCGACUCCCCGCCCUCCCCUUUAACUCCCGCCCUUACCUUUAACGGCCGCGCGCCGGGGCUGAUUCCCAACGGUUUUAACGGAACCGGCUCGGGCCUCGCGCUGUGCGUCGCUCGCAGCGGUCCCGCAGUGACGUGUUUCCGCCUGCUGUCCGGCGGGGCAGCUUUCACCGGAAGUGCGUGGAGGAGACUCCCCACGUGGCACCCCGGGGAAUUACCCGGACAGGAAGAGCCCGGGGUCCGGGGCUCAGUCUGGGACACCGGUGUCCCGGGGUGGGGGGGGGGGAUGGUCCCGGGAGAGAAUCCUUUUGCCCCCUUUGCUGAGGACGGUGCAUUCGGCAGCCUGGCCGAUAUAAUGAUGUUAAAUGGACAAAUCCCUCGGCAGUGACCCUGAAUCUGCAGCGAUCCCGGACACGGCCCUGAAGUGUGAUUUUAUAAUCAUCGGUUCCCCGAUGCAGAGUGACGCUGAGAAACGGGACUGGUUAUUAUUCAACAGGUCACCCCUUGUCGCCGGUCAGUUAAUUGUGUGUGACUGUCAGCAGAUUAUUUAUUCCAGCACGUUAGCAGCUCACACAUUGUUUCAUUGAUAUAUCUCAUAAAAAAUCAAUAAACCACUGUAUCUUCCUG